Paramuricea clavata is the source of this 4187-nucleotide messenger RNA. The record is from the annotation of a GenBank genome assembly. Lineage: Eukaryota; Metazoa; Cnidaria; Anthozoa; Malacalcyonacea; Plexauridae.
AUGGACAGUUCCUAUAAAAUUAACAAGGCAAAACUUUUGAGAGACGUAAGAAUUCUCAGAACUGCAUUGGAUGGUAAAAUUCCCGAUGUUACGGCUAAUGACGCUGAACAACUAAGAAUUCUGCUCAAAAAAUGCAAAAGAGAUAUGAAAGGUGAAGUAAAUGCCCCGAAAAGCAACAAUAUUAAAGUUGUGUGACUUUAAUAAUGUAAUAUACAUUGCGAUUUUGUUCAUCUAGAGUACUUCUAGACUAUAUUUAGAACUAGUGCAGUUGUGUUAUUUUCAGUACUGUUCAAGAGGCCUAUAUAUUAUAGUACUUAAUAUUACUGUACAAGAGGCCUAAUUAUAGUACUUUAUUAAGUUUAUAGCAUUCUUAUAGUGGCAUAUAAAGCAAGGGCCAACGCUGUAUUUCUGUAUACAGCAAAUAUACUGUAUUUCAUUCAAGUAUGUUACAGGUAAGACAAAUUAAAAUUACGCUAACUAGCUUGUUUUGAUAUAAAGACAAAAGUCAACAAUAUCAGAUCAAAAGAGUCGAGUGUACAUCAGUAUCUCAAAAGCCAUUCGAGGUUGGUUCAAGGCCAAGGGAGUUUAUUUCGUGCAUGCAACUUGAAAUGAUCCGCAUAAUUGCAUUGCGUGCCGAACCCGGCCGCUUGCGCUAUAAAUACAUAUGAUGUCUGUUAAAUUGUGAUUGUAUAUUAUUAAACUUUGUUGUGACCAAAUUUUUGCGAUAUAUAUAUUGCUGGGAAACACAUUAUACACACAUCUGAAGGUGGAACUAUAUUAAACACUUUUAAUUUCGGACUGACAUAAAACCUGCAUAUUAAGAAAAAUGUUUUACGAAACCCACACUUCGUUUCAGUUAUGUUACAAAAUAUAUCCACAGUACUUAAAGAACGCUCUCGAUGCCCCCGCUGGAAUAUUGCUCAGUCCAGACAGUGUGGCAAUCUCCGUGUACUGUUCGGUAAAACGAGAGUACUUUCGUAGCCAACAUUUCAAGCUGUGGAACCACAAUUCACAAACAUUGAGUUGUGGAUGGUACGGAGGUUGAAAUAUUAAUCUUGCUCCACACUCAAUAUCUACGGUUUUUAAUAAGGGAUUUCUCGUUAAAGAGAAGGCUAGUCUUAAAGAUGAAAAUGCUUUACUUAAACAGCAGAUUAACAACUACAAAUGUAUUACAUCGGACUUGAGAACAAAGGUCAAAGAUUUAGAAAAUGAAAAAGACAGCUUGGUCACCGUUAUUAAAAUUCUACAUGAUGAUCAAAAUCAACAUACUUGUCAUGCUAAUAAAUCUAUAGCGUCUUGGAAUGUUGUAAACAAUCAUAAAAGGUCUCAGAUUGGCCGUGGUUCCUCAAAGAAUUAUUCUACAAUUGGUCCCAGUGGUGACAUCAGGGACAAAGAUGGUGAAACUCGGAUAAAAAAUCAAUAUAUUGUCUUGAGUGAUGAUAUCGACAACAGUGAAGCUAGUGAGGAUGACAGCGUCAUCUUAAAGUCUACACAGGUUCCCCAGAAUAAAGAAAUCCAGGACACUAGCAAAGAAAGACCUAAAGAUCCAAAACAUGGCUGUGUUGCUGAAAUUCCUAACACGACAAAAACAAAAGAGAAAUUAAGCCUUCAACAAAAGGGCUUUGGUAAGAAUCAAAUGAGCGAAUCUGAUGACAAAGCUGCUCAAUCGAAAGCCAACAAGCAGAGGUCACAGCAGAUUAACCAGGAACAAAAGAAGUAUAAGAAUAAGAAACAAAAGGUGAAGAAUAACGAACAAAAGGCAAAGGAAAACGAGCAAACGAGAGAAGCGCAUAAGGCAAGUGAGGAAAGAACAGCAGAAAGACAACGCACUAAAGAAACGGUCGUUAUAGCUGGAGAUUCGAUUAUAAAAUAUGUAAAAGGUUGGGAAGUAUCCAACACUGACAGAAACGUAAUAGUUAAGUCUUUCUCAGGUGCAACAGUUAAUGAUAUGUCUGAUUUCUUAAAGCCCACUGCACGAAAGCAACCCGAUAAGCUCAUUAUCCAUGCAGGCACAAACGACAUACGCUAUUCAAGUCCUAAAUAAAUUGCAAAGAAAAUUAUCGAGUUAGCAGAGAAUUUUAAAAAGGAUUGCAAUGAUACUGAAGUCAUCAUCUCUUCUUUAGUCACUAGAUGCGAUAGAGAGGAACUUACAACGAAGGUAAAUGAAACUAACAAUAUAUUAAAGUCAAGCUGCUUGAAGAAAAAGCUUGCAUUUUUAGACAAUAGUAAUAUUAGUCGUUCUCAUUUAAAUAGUAGAGGACUGCAUUUAAACCGAGAAGGUAGCUCUUUGCUUCAGGCAAACUUUUCACAUUUCUUAAGUUCGCAUAAUUGAAAUGAGGACGGGUCGAGGAGGAGUGCUAAUGAUGCCUGUUUAAAUAUUCCGAAAACAAGGGGUUUUAAGAUGGCUAUGCUUAAUGUAGUUAGCCUUCCGAAACACCUUGAUGAAAUCCGAUUAUUACUUCACGAUAAAUAUUUAGAUGUUUUAGCAGUUAAUGAAACCCGUUUGGACUCCACUAUUUCCGAUGGGAUUGUUAGCAUUGAAGGUUAUGACUUGCUACGUGCUGAUCGGAAUAGAAAUGGAGGAGGGGUAUGUAUUUAUAUAAGACGCCAUAUAAAUUAUGAAAAUCGCCCUGAUCUAGUUCCAACAGGCCUUGAAGCUGUCUGUGUGGAAAUUAAGCAGGCUAAUAGUCAAUCUUUUAUAGUUUCAAGUAUUUAUAGACCACCAUGUUCCGCUAGUGAAGUGUUUAUAAAAAUUGAGAGGCUAAUCAAAUCAAUUGAUGAUGAAAAUAUAGAAUUUUAUAUUUUGGGAGAUUUAAAUUGUAAUAUGCUAGAACCAACUUUGUCCACCACUAGAAAGCUUCAAGACGUUUUGGAAUUAUAUCAGCUUACACAAUUAAUUAAUAACCCUACGCGUAUUACCCAGUCUAGCCAAUCAUUAUUGGAUGUAGUAAUUGCGUCAAUGCCUGAAAAAAUAAUUUUUUUCAGGUGUAGUCCAUCUCGGAAUUAGUGAUCACAGCCUCAUUUAUAGUAUUCGGAAAAUAAGUACAAGAAUAAAAACUGAUUUACAAGGUUCUGUCGAGUAUAGAAAUUUUAAGAAUUUCAAUGUUUCAGGCUUUCUAUAUGACUUACAAAAUAUACCCUGGGAAGAAAUAAGAUUUAAAAGAAAUGUAGAUGAAAUGUGGCGGUUAUGGAAAACAUUUUUUGUAGAUGUGCUGGAUAAACAUGCCCCUGUGAGAGUAAAAAGAUUAAGAAAAGGGGGCAAUAUUCCUUGGGUAAGCCGGGAAGUAAAGGAAAAAUUAUUUAAAAGAGAUGCUCUUAAGCGUAAAGCAAUAAAGACAAAUAAAGAAGAAGACUGGAGACUAUAUAAGUCAUCUAGAAAUGUUGCCAACACUGCUUUGCGCAGUGCUAAAAGAGAUUAUUAUGCAAACAAAUUCACAAAUAAUAAACAGAAUCCUAAAUAUGCUUGGAGAACAAUAAACGAUAUAUUAGGUCGAAACAGAAAACAGACUACGAUUAAUGAAAUUAAACUUCCAGGUAAAACUGUUACAUCGACCGACGAAUUAGUCGACAUUUUUAAUGAUCAUUUUAGUAAUAUUGGCCCAAAGCUUGCUGAGUCUAUUCCAAAUGACAAUGACGUUAGUUUUCGAGAUUUUAUUACUCAACAAAAAUCUAAGACAAAGAACAGUUUCUCAUUUCGACCAGUGAGUGUAACAUUGGUUUACACUCUUCUAGUUAAUUUGUCUACCACCAAAGCGACUGGAAUGGAUAAAAUUUCAGCUAAAAUUCUACAAGUAGCAGCUCCAGUUAUUGCACCUUCUCUUACUGAGAUUUUUAAUAUGUCAAUUGACUCGGAUCAAUUUCCUUCUGAUUGGAAAGCUGCAAGGGUUAUUCCAUUGUUUAAGAAAGGUCAGCGGUCCAUGUUGGACAACUAUAGACCGAUAUCAAUCCUUCCUGUAGUAAGUAAACUUAUGGAAAGAAUUAUGUAUGAUCAAAUGUAUGAGUAUCUUAACCAGAAUAAUCUUUUCUCAAAACACCAAUUUGGUUUCAGACCUUAUCAUUCCACAACUACUACAUUAUUGGAUUGUACGAACGAAUGGUAUACCAACAUGGACCGUGGGCUGUAUAACUUAGUUGUUUUUCUUGACCUAAAAAAGCAUUCGAUACAGUCGACCACGAAAUACUGUUAA